This is a messenger RNA of Patiria miniata (bat star), 8648 nucleotides long. It is a transcript of the gene nlk, whose product is annotated as serine/threonine-protein kinase NLK-like. Gene Ontology annotation, cellular component: nucleus; cytoplasm. Gene Ontology annotation, biological process: intracellular signal transduction; protein phosphorylation. NCBI's taxonomy places the organism in Eukaryota, Metazoa, Echinodermata, Asteroidea, Valvatida, Asterinidae. The transcript is spliced from 11 exons. Bases 374 to 1681 code for a protein of 435 amino acids. Gene Ontology annotation, molecular function: ATP binding; MAP kinase activity. The record is from RefSeq and is a predicted model, not a curated record.
UAUUAUUUGCGUGCAUAAGAAAUUGCUUUGUGUGUGAUCGGCCCGCUGUGCAUGCUUAGGCUUGGCAGCCUACGGCUGGUGCAUCAGUGGUCGCCAAGACUUUACACCAAUUCGGCGAUAUUUUCUCCACUUUUGCCCGCCGUAAGCCACCUUUUUACUCCGUGUGUACACUGCCAGGAGUCUACCCUACAAACUGUGCAAUCUGCAGCCAUGCACGCGGCGCAGAAGUGAUACAUCGAGCCCGGUUUUUGCACCCGUAUCGGCCGGGAAUAGAGCUUGAAAAAACAGCGUACGGCGAGACGACCGUGUAGCCAGCCCCUAGUUCACCGGAGCCAACGCAGCGGCCAACGGGGGCCUUUGUGGACUGUGUGUGAUGGCAGUGUGUGGGUCGCGGAUAGCGGCCAGACAAAUGGCUUUUACGGGGACUCCUCGGGACCAUGCCAUCCUCAGUGCAACCCAGACCUUCUACCAGAGUGCUGCCACAGCUUCCAGCUUAUCUAGGCGGGAUUUUGAGCCCGAUAGACCCAUCGGUUAUGGUGCUUUUGGCGUGGUUUGGUCGGUGACGGAUCCCCGGGAUGGCAAGCGAGUGGCUCUCAAGAAGAUGCCUCACGUCUUCCAGAACCUCAUCUCAUGCAAGCGAGUCUAUCGGGAACUCAAGAUGCUCUUUUUCUUUAAUCACGAUAACGUUCUCCGUGCUCUGGACAUACUUCAACCUCCUCAUCUAGAUUUCUUUGAAGAAAUAUACGUAGUGACAGAGCUUCUGCAAAGCGACCUUCACAAGAUCAUCGUGUCACCGCAAUCCCUCAGCUCCGACCACGUCAAGGUCUUCCUCUAUCAAAUUCUAAGAGGGCUGAAGUAUCUCCACUCGGCAGGUAUUCUACACAGGGACAUCAAACCUGGCAAUCUUCUCGUCAACAGUAACUGCAUACUCAAGAUCUGUGAUUUUGGGCUGGCCCGCCUGGAGGAACCAGACACCAACAAACACAUGACCCAGGAGGUCAUCACACAGUACUACCGCGCACCGGAGAUCCUGGUGGGCAGCAAGCAUUAUGGGUCGUCAGUCGAUGUCUGGUCGGUGGGCUGCAUCUUUGCCGAGCUCCUGGGAAGGAGGAUUCUGUUUCAGGCCCAGAGUCCGGUCACGCAGUUAAACCUGAUCACAGAUCUCCUUGGUACACCGAGCAUGGAGGACAUGAAAUACGCAUGCGACGGUGCCAAAGCACAUCUACUAAGAUCACCGCAUAAACCUCCUUGCCUGUCAGCAUUAUACAGUCUGUCCACCCAGGCUACCCACGAAGCGGUCCAUCUACUCAGUAGGAUGCUAGUCUUCAAUCCAGACAAACGCAUAUCCUGUACGGACGCGUUGACCCACCCCUACUUGGAGGAAGGUCGGUUACGAUACCACACCUGCAUGUGUCGCUGCUGUCACAACACGGCGGCCGGCCGGCAGUACACCUCGGACUUCGAGCCUGCGGCACCGCAGCGGUUCAGCUCCGAGUUCGAAGACGGGUUGUGCAGUGUACACGAGGUCAAAGAGGCCCUACACACAUUCAUCACGGACAGACACCAGGGUAAUAGCGUCCCCCUUUGUAUAAAUCCACAAUCUGCUGCCUUCAAGAGCUUUGCCAGCUCGUCAGUAGCCAGUGCCUCUGAAUUGCCACCCACCCCCCAACCCUGGGAGUAAACUCCUCCCCCUACUGUCUCCAACGGGUAUCCGGGGUAAGCCAGUACCCCCUCCCCCUCCCCCGCCCCUUUACGCUUUGUGUCCCGUCCACGCCCCUUUUUAGGUACCGGGCCUGCCGUACGUGUGUGAGGCAUAUGUUGGAUCCAGCCCUAUGCACCUUUUAAGUGUUAUAUCUUGUAUUUAUUACUACCAUAUCUUUGUGUUUGUAGUACAACAAAGCAAUAUUGUGUGAUUCAUUAGUAAUUUAUGUAUAACCAUCUCCCAAAAUCGAAUGCUGCAAUUUGUUUUUGAGUUUGAGUGUUGAACAUAAAUGAGCGCUCAACCCAGCAUUAUUGUAUAGCAAACAAUUUUUUCCAUCUAGGUUACAAAUUGGCUUUUUUUUUUGGUAGUACGCAAACUUAGAGGAUUAUGUUAAUAUGCCAAUACAGUGGAACGUCGCUAUACCGAACAUCGCUGUACCGAACAUUCAGCUAUAAAGAACAUCAGCCUUGGCUCCCGAUUUUUGUGUACAAAACGUACCGAACAUUGUUGUUGGAAAUGUCGACAGAAGAGCGACAAAUGGCUAUUAUUUCCCCAACGAAUAGUAGGAAAAAGCCACCCAUGUAAGCUCAAAAACUGUGUAAUUACACGAUGCAAUAGUCGUACGUGUUCGAAGUCGUCUCUCAGUAACUACCAGGGCGUACUUGGUGAAGCUGUGCUACAGAAUUGAAAGUAUUAAUGGACACAUUUGGCGACACCGCGCUUGGUUUGUAUGCAACUACACAAUAACAAAAAUCAAAAGAGGGCACCACUAAUGUGGGAAAAUCGCUGUACCGAAUGAUCGUUGUUACGAACAAUUUCUGUGGAUCCCACAAUGUUCGUUAUAGCGGCGUUCCACUGUAAUCGACUGAUGUUUUGUAUGUACAUGAUCGUUGAUUCUUUUUUUUUAUAAAGAGUAAUUUUGGUGACACAAGUUUGUUCUUGUUAAAAACAUUGAUGCUAUGCAUCACCCCUAAACAGGAACAAACCUACUGUGUAUGUGAAAUGUUACUACAGGAAGGAUCAACUGUCUUUUUUCCGGGGGUGUUAAAAGUGUUAUGUGGGGGCUUGUACAGUUUUGUUUGCCAAAGAUGGUGCUAAGUUUGAGGGAGAUUUUUUUUUGCUCAGAGAAGUUACAACAAAAAAAAGAACAAAAUGUAGAUUUGAGCCAGUUAAUGUAUUUCACUUUUUUGUAUACCAGUAAUUUGUAUUUUUUUUUUUUUUUUUAGAAAAGCCACCCAUGUUUUUUGCUGUAAGUAGGGCCCUUAUAAAUUGUGCCAUUUCUUACCUUUUUGAUCAGAAAGUAGCCAAAAAUGCUGACUUUUUCUGUUGACCAAAUUCCCGUCUGCUUAGGAAUCACCAAUAAUUAUCAACAUUUUCAAAACGUACAUGAAUGCUCGGCGGGUGGGGGUUAUCACCAAAUUUACACUUUUGAAAUUUUGUAACAAAAUGGAUCAAUAUUUUCUGUUCGGUAUUUGUAAUGGGCUUUCAGAAGAUCUUUCAUAAAAUCCGUACACCUCAACUUGGCAAACUCCGGACAAGCUCAUAAUUCAUGGUUACAGCCAUAUUUGUCAUUCAGCUUCGUGCUACACGCCGGUGACAAACAUGCACGAUGCAGCCUUUUUCAGCCGCCACUUUCUGUAGCAAUGAAUUGCAUAUGUGUGCAUGUAUUGCAAACGCCUUGUGUGCCUAAGCGGCCUAUCUUCAAGGCGCUAAUAUUCCAUAACUAAUCGCGGUGAUAUGAAUGAACUGUACGUUCCAGGAUAUCUUUGAAAAUCAACAUUUUUUAAAGUACUCUUCCAGAGAGAGAGAGAGAGAGAGGGAGGGAGGGGGGGGGGGGAUCUGCCAAAAAGAGAACGCUUUCUACAUAGUUGAAAAUGUUGAUAAUUAUGGAUGACCCCUUAGUGUGUCUCAAGUAUGUUCACUUGGUGUGCACGAAAAUAUCUUAUGGAAAAGUGCAAAGCUAGUAAUGUGCAUAUCAUGCUUAACAUUGCUUAACGUUUUUGGCUCAGAUCUAAGCUGGAUUUGUAAGCAAAAAUGCCUUUUCUGAACAUACAAUGUAUGGCUACCAUGUAGCCAUAUUAAAGAAGAAAUACACAUUGAUCAGACUGUUGAGGCUGCAAACUUGAUACAAAUGUGUUGAGCAUGAAAUUUCAGUUUACCAAAUUUCUCUGUUAAGCAGCCCUGUGUGGUUGGCCCGUGAAUUGGAAAUGUCUUGCAGUUUCAACAUGAACUAUUCUGUAGACACCUUCCCAUACAUAUACGCAGCCGAAUUUGUCAUUUAACUAAGAAAUAGACUCUCUUGUUUUUCUCUCAACUCUGUCUGCUAUAAGCAAAUUGAGCCUGCCAUACAUCCCUGCCCAAUCACAAAGUGAACUUCCGGUCUUUUAUUAUAAUUUACGUUUCCAUAUCAGAAAAGCCACAACUCAUCUUCGGGUGGUAAAAUUUGUAUGAAACUUUGUUCCUUUUGGUUAUGACGUACGUUUAAUGUACGUAGUGCAUUUUUUUUUUUUUUUUUUGCCCCUGAAAUAGAGACAAGAAAACGCUAAUGCAAGAUAUUCAAAAUACUGCAAUCCACCAAAUAAAUAUGCAGUGUUUUGUGUGAAUAAACUACCUCUGGAGAAUGGAUCAGCCCAUUAUACCUUACUAUCAAGGAAGACACCACUUUGGUCUCAGAGGGGUGGAUUCAUGACUCGAGUCUGCACUGAUUUUGCAGUGCAUUGUUAACUUCGCUCUAGCCUAGCUGUAAGACUAAUUCUAUUUAUUGUAACUGAAUUUUUUUUUUGUAUACGACGUGUACUGUGCAAUUUGUAUCGGGAUCUGUAGCCAAACGGGGAAACCCGUUUAAAAACACACUAAUUAGGCGAAAUGCAAUUUGAGGUUGCACUGAUUGGUUGUUUUCAGUUGCUAUUUAGAUUUCUAUUGGACAGUUUUAAUUUAUGGAAACUCUGUACACCUGUGGAUGAAGGUACUGCAAAGCAUUGGCAUAAACAAACACAGAGUUCCAAAGUUCCGAAAGAGUUUUGAAAUUUACCGCAUGUGGAUCUUGUGUCUUUCACAAUGUCAGUCAUGUUUUUGAGUUUCAAUCGAUUGCUGCACCCCUCCCUUCCCCAACUGAAGCAAUGCACCGCUCCAGCCACACACCUUUCCUUGUUGUAAAUAGACAAGUCCAUUAAUCACAGAGGGGUGGAUUGCUUCAGUCUUGAGAUGCUGCUCUCACAUUGAUGAGAUACAGGUUAGUUAAGGUAUAGUGCUGGAGAAUUUGGUCUGGCAGGGAGUAAAUAUGUCCUUGAAAAAUAAAAUAAAAUAGGUUGGAAAAAACAAGAGUACGAAACCAAGGAAUGCAACGAAAUAAGCAUUUGCAUUUCGGGAUGGGUAGACUGUUUUUAUUGUAAUGACAGCAGAUGAACUCAACUACGUAAACAGGAAACCUUAUUUGAAUAAAGUUUCCCAAACUCGGAAAAGACUGCUUACACGAGUUUGAAUUGAGAAACAGCGACAGACCUAACAAUUUUUACCGACAUUUAAACGAUUUGUACAGUUUUUGAACUAUGUAAAUGUUUUUUUUGUUCCUCGAAAAUUGUGUUUUUCAUUGAAUUUUUUGUGCAGUUUACUUCAGUAAAACAAAUUUUGGGUCGAUUCAGCAUGUUGACUGUGUUUUUUAAGUGAUAUGAUGGUCGAGUACACACGUAUGUAGACAAGGGUACAAAUACAUUGUAGUGGUAGAGAGAGAGACGAAUAUGUACAUCCCGUCAUUUUUGUUACGAGACGCAGAAGUCAACUGCAAAUGUUUUUGUUCCAAUUUUUGAUCGUGUUUUUCGCGAAAGGAUUUGUAAAGUGAUUUGUGAACGUUGAGAGCCAGUGCUGCAGUUUUUAGUAAAAAGUUGUUGUCAAUGCUGCUUGAAAAAUUAAGAGAGAAAUUUAUCCAUGAAUAAAAAAAAGUGGAUGAUUUGGGGUCUUUUUGUGAGUUGAAUAAGUGGCGUUUAUUCACGCGAUCAAUCAUCCUGAUUUUACAAAACUAUGCUGCAAAAUGCAAGAUAUCUUGUCCAUGUUCUAGUGCGAAGUUGUUCGCUAAAACUCUCUUUUUACUACUUAAAACUGUGCUCGACAAAAAAAACCAUGUAUCUAGUGUCUGAUGUACUACUAGCAUAGAGAAAAUACCUACUAAUAUAUCUUUUUUUGUAAAUAUCUUUGUAGAAUGUAGUUUAUUUCAAUAUUUAUUCAACACAUAGUAUGAAGAAAAAAAUCAAUCAGUUUUGAAUUAUGUGUUUAUGAAAACAAAUGGCAAUUUCUUUUUUUUAAAUCUCUUGUUUUUCCAUUCCGUGUAUUAAAUGUGUGUGCGUGUGUGUACUGAGAAUUCUUUUGGUUCUUUUUCAAAAUGAUGUGUUCCCGAUUGGGAGACGUCGUUAAGAGCAUUAAAUUAUGAUGUAAAAAUGAAAUUAUUGUACAGUUUUAAACAAUAACGAUGCAUGUAAUGGCAACUUCCACAGCAAAGUGUUUUAGUUUUGGCACAUAAUUUGUUUUCCUUUCCAUUUCUUAUUGACCCAGAAUUCAUGAAUCCGAGUUGUAAAACUUGAAAAAUAUGCAAACUGAAUAACUUUUUUGAAACAUGGGACCAUUUUUUGUAUUGUAGUGUAAAAAAAAAAAGUAGACCCUAUACAAUGUCCUUUUUGGUCCAUUUUGGAAUGUGGUCUGGUGCCUAAAAAGUGAGAGCAUAAAUAAGGCACAUGAACAUGCUUGGGUACCACGCAGAGUAACAGACAAUACUGACAAGGGCUGCGUCCAAAACUCCAAAUUGCCUGGCUGUGGCUUACAAUGACACAUGGGUCUAUGAGAAACGGCUGCAGCCACUUCGCAUAGACGUGUGUUUCAAGUGAUUCAGACGUGGGCAUGGUUUGCAACAGUUUUCUUUCAAGAAAGAGUCAGGGUUCCAGACACUUGAUAUUUAAAACCCAUAAGCCGUAGUGAACAUGAACAGCAACAAAAUAAUGUGCAAAAAUUUCCUAUUUUAGUUUGGUGCUUGUUAUAACAUUUCAUAUAAAAUUGUUUAACCCAACAUUAAAUUGAAGUUGGGAGUACUUUCUCCAUUUUGGCUGAAUAUUUGUUAUGAAUUGUAGUACAUCUAGUCGUAUAAUGUUGACAAAGAUUUCUUCCGAUAAAACCCUUGAAAUGCCAAGGAUGUUUAAAAAAAAAAGGGGGGAAGCUUCUAAAAGGCCUGUUAUGCUUCAUGUGAUAGCAAAGGGAAUUUGAUGUCGCCAGAUAUUCGCCGAAAAAAUUUACUUGAUUUUUGAAAUGUUUAUUACAAAUUUGCAGCUUGAGUUCUUGUGACAUCACACGUUCACAUUGCGUUCAUGAUGACAGUAUGAAGAGGCCUUAAAUGUAUAACUUUUUUUUCAGUAAAAAAACGCUUGAUUUUCACAAACAUGCCCAGAUAUGUUUGUUUUAAAAUUGAGACUGGGUCAAAGGAAACAAGGUUUCUAACUGAAGAGUUCUUGCACUGUUUAAAAUCCAUGUGUUUUCUGAAGGAAUUCUUUAGUUGAAACUUGGCUUUUCCAAUUUUUUGAAUUUUUUUCAACCCAGUCAUUAAGGCGUCUUAUUUAGUCCAUGUAAUGCAAUAUGACCACUCUAAUUCUGUCAUUAUGAUCAAACUGAUCCCUUGUUAUGAAUAAAAAAAAAUCAGCAUUGACCGUAAUUUUUACAACAAACUUUAUUGAAUUAAUGAAUAGGUAAGUGUGAAUGAAUGCUGCACUUUUGUGGCAGUGUUUUAAGUGCCAAAGAAAACCUGUACAAGUAAUGCAUGAUUGGUAUCUAUUUGGGAUACCACAAUGGAAUGUCAAUAAUGCAAUUAAAAUGAAUUUCUUUAGUAUUAGCUUGAAAACUGAUCUUUGUGAACAUUUCGCUAAAUUAUCCAGACGUGAUACUUGUCGGAAUAAGACACGGAAAACUACUUCUUCAUGAAUUCUGCCAGUUAAUUUUUCCCCCAAUGCACUUCUCCAAGAAAAACAUGCAAAAUCCUACUGCCAGUCAUGUCAUCUUAAAAAUAAAAAUAAAAUAGCAAUAGUAUCUAAAAAAGGGAAAAAUUUAUGCACAGAAUCUGCAUAUCAUGAACAACCCACGAAAAAAAAAUCAUUUUUAUUGUUAACGUUUUUUUGUCCUUUUUUUUUUGACGCACUUGUAAUGUUUUAUGCAAAGACAUUGAAUAUUCCCUCAUUAAAAUAUGAAACGUUCUUUCAAUGUGGCACACUUUUGUUGCUUGAUAGGCCGGAUUUUAAUCCAUAUUUUUAGAAUACAAGAGCUCAAAAAUUCAGGCUCUGAUUUUGUUGUGUGCUGCAACUUUAUUUUCAAAACUAAGGCUUAAGGAAUUGUGCUAUUUUGUAGACUUUCUGACGUUUUUCGUUUCGUAUUUUCUUUCAGCGGAGGUCAACAGGUUAUUUAAAAGUAACAUGUACAUUUACCUGAGGGUUUGCAAAUUGUUGGAAGAAAGUAAAUAUGCAUUUUAGGUGUUGGGUCAAAAACAAAUUUCUAUUUGUAAUUAUUGUAUCAUAGUAAUAGAUUAAAUAAGAACAAAUUAUGAGAGAUGUUAUUAGUCUAGUACCAAAGUAGAAAAAAAAAUAAAAACAGGAAUACUCGUAAAACUGUUCAGAAAAUUUGGGGGAAAUUGGAUUCAGUUCAGUGAGUGUUCAAAAACUUCUAUACAGAAAGUCGCUUUUAAUACUGUUUUGUGGUAGUGUGCUGUAGGCAACGUUUAAGUAUUCCUUGAUUAUUAUCAGCUUUUACGUAUGUUUUUAUUUAUUUCUUGUUGAUGGAUAAACCAUGUUUCUCGGAUGGGAAUAUUCUUUGUAAUUUGGUAAUCAUGAAAUCAAUAUUGUAGAGUUCGAAAAUACUUUCUUGAUUUGAGAGAUCUUAAAAAAAGUGAUGAAUAAAAGUGGGAAUAUGUGAGAAAUUUUAA